GGUUGGAGGGCUCCUCGUGUCAGCUGCGGGUCCCAGGGCGUCAGAACCCCCGUCCUCCUACAAGAAGAUGAGGUAUUCCGAGAUGCCGCGAGAUAUCUCAUGCGACAGCCUGGCCGCCUUGCGCAUCAAUGAGAGUGUGAUGGAUAGCGAUGAUGAGGAUGAACGAAGUAGUGGUUGUGGCGGCGGGCGUGGGAUGGCGAUGCCCAUGUGUGCCCGUGGUACGUCACCUCCUUCGUCAGUGUAUCGCAAGGUAGUCCAACAGGAGUACGACACACACGACGGCAUGAAGGCACUCACCAAGGCCGCCUACAGCUAUGGGACGCUGCCCCGGAUCCACAGCCAUAAGUCGGCUAGCUUGCCUGCAAGGGGUAAGGAUGCCGACAUGCCCCCUGUGCUCGACCUGCUUCGGGUGGCACCAGAGGACCUGGCUACACAGAUCACCAGGAUGGAUUUUCCUGUAUUCAAAUCUAUCACACCAGAGGAACUAACGUCAUGUGGCUGGACGAAAAAAGACAAAUUGAAGUUAGCACCAAACAUUGUUGAAUUCACACGUAGAUUCAACCACAUCAGCUUCUGGGUCGUGCGGGAGAUCCUGAAUGCUGGGGGCGUGAAGCACCGGGCUGAGAUGAUGGGACAUUUCAUCAAGGUAGCCAAAAAGCUGAAUGAAUUGAAUAACUUCCACUCCCAGUUCGCUAUUGUCAGCGCGCUACAAUCAGCGCCGAUAUAUAGAUUAAACAAGACGUGGGCUGCCCUCUCACGGAAAGACCGGCAGCAGUAUGAGCGGAUGGUGGAGCUUUUCAGCGAUAAAAACAACUGGGAGCAACUCAGGAGUCACGUGAACAGCCUUAAGCUUCCCAUGAUCCCUUAUCUAGGUCUCUUCUUAACGGAUUUGGUGUACAUCGACAUGGCUCACCCUCACUUCGGGGGCCUGGAGUCAGAGCAGAGACAACUGAAGAUGAACAACAUCCUCAGAGUUCUGGCAGAUUACCAGCAGUCUGAUUACUCUGCCCUUCCUCACCUGCAGCAUGUACAGUCGUAUCUGGCUUCUGUCAGAUACAUUGAGGAACUUCAGAAGUUUGUGGAGGAUGACCACUACAAGUUGUCCCUCCAGCUGGAGCCAAACACCCCAAGCAGCAGCCACAGUGCCAGCAAAGAUAGCGUAGCGGAUGCAGCGGGAGGAGUCAGCUCACUCAACCUGUCUCCUGUACGACCUGGGGUGGGGAGACCACCAGCUCCCCCUCCCACACACGGUUGUCCGACUCAUGGGCCCCAGAGCAAGUUUGUGCCAGGCCAUCGCAAGGCUCGGAGCUUAGGGACAAAAUUUCGGAGUAUGAGCCUCCCGCGCAAUCUCCACCGCUCGGAACCCCAGAACCAUGGGGUAGACCGCUUCGG
Molecule: messenger RNA, 1392 nt
Organism: Penaeus vannamei (Pacific white shrimp)
Lineage: Eukaryota; Metazoa; Arthropoda; Malacostraca; Decapoda; Penaeidae
Source: RefSeq, a predicted model, not a curated record